Hyposmocoma kahamanoa is the source of this 1970-nucleotide messenger RNA. It is a transcript of the gene Prp19, whose product is annotated as pre-mRNA-processing factor 19. Gene Ontology annotation, molecular function: protein binding; ubiquitin protein ligase activity. Bases 91 to 1587 code for a protein of 498 amino acids. Lineage: Eukaryota; Metazoa; Arthropoda; Insecta; Lepidoptera; Cosmopterigidae. The transcript has 7 exons. Gene Ontology annotation, cellular component: cytoplasm; Prp19 complex; U2-type catalytic step 1 spliceosome. The record is from RefSeq and is a predicted model, not a curated record. Gene Ontology annotation, biological process: DNA repair; mRNA splicing, via spliceosome; protein ubiquitination.
AUGCUCAGUUAAGGUGUUUGCUGGUGAUGUGAAUUAUUUUCAGUUUUUUCAGUGUAGUCCGUGAUUGUACCAGUUUGAUUUUAAUUUAAAAUGGCUCUUAUAUGUGCAAUAUCAAACGAAGUGCCAGAGGUGGCGGUGGUGUCGCCGUCGUCGGGCGCCGUUUUUGAGAAGCGUAUUAUCGAAAAGUACAUAAUCGAGAAUGGCGUCGACCCCCUCAGCGGGAAAGAGCUGCGAGUUGAAGACCUUAUAGAAAUCAAAACCCCACCAAUAGUGAAGCCUAAGCCUCCAAGUGCAACAUCCAUCCCAGCCACACUGAAGGCCAUGCAAGAUGAAUGGGAUGCUCUCAUGUUGCACACCUUCACCCAAAGACAGCAACUCCAGACUGCUCGCCAGGAGUUGAGCCACGCACUGUACCAGCACGACGCGGCGUGCCGCGUGAUCGCGCGUCUCACCAAGGAGGUGACGGCGGCCAGAGAGGCGCUGGCGACGCUCAAGCCGCAGGCCGGCAUCGUCGCGCCGCAGCCCGCGCACCCUGCGGAGGCGCCGGCGGGCGGCGGCGCGGCGCCCAUCGGCAUGUCGGGCGAGGUGGUGGCGCGGCUGCAGGAGCGCGCCACGGCGCUCACGCAGGAGCGCAAGCGCAGGGGCCGCACCGUGCCCGAAGGACUCGUGUCGCCCGACCAGAUACGCGCCUUCCUCACGCUGGCCUCGCAUCCGGGCUUGCAUUCGGCCAGUGUUCCCGGCAUCCUGUCAUUGGACAUCAACCCGUCGGAUCACAGCAAACUGCUAACGGGUGGAAACGACCGCAACGCCACCGUCUUCAACAAGGACACGGAGCAAGUGGUGGCCAUCCUCAAAGGUCACACCAAAAAAGUCACGCGUGUUAUCUAUCACCCCGACGAGGACACCGUCAUCACUGCGUCUCCGGAUCACACUAUCAGAGUUUGGAAUGUGCCUACAUCUCAGACGUCGGUGAUCCUUCGGUCGCACGACGGGCCGGUGACGGGGCUGUCGCUACAUCCCACGGGCGACUACCUGCUGUCCACGUCCACGGACCAGCACUGGGCCUUCUCUGACAUCCGCACGGGCGCUCUGCUCAGCAAGGUCAGCGACUCGUCCGGUGUCAGCCUCACCACGGCGCAGUUCCACCCCGACGGCCUCAUCUUCGGUACGGGCACGGAGAACUCGCAAGUCAAGAUCUGGGAUCUGAAGGAGCAGAGCAACGUGGCCAACUUCCCCGGCCACGUCGGGCCCGUCACCUCUAUUUCCUUCUCCGAGAACGGCUACUAUUUGGCUACGGCGGCGGAGGACGCCUGCGUAAAGCUGUGGGACUUGAGGAAGCUGAAGAAUUUCAAGACGAUCCAGCUGGAGGAGGGGUACGCCAUCAAGGAGCUGUGCUUCGAUCAGAGCGGCACGUACUUGGCCAUCGCCGGCACGGACGUGCGGGUGUACUUGUGCCGGCAGUGGCAGGAGCUGAAGGUCUUCAACGACCACACGGCGUCCGCCACCGGCGUGCGCUUCGGCAAGAACGCGCAGUACAUCGCCUCCACCAGUAUGGACCGGACGCUCAAAUUGUACGGCAUAGAGUAACGGUCACGCUAAGCGACGUAUAGAUAGCUAGUGCUAGAGGUUGGCACACUAAGUGCAUCUUUGGGGGCUGAUUUUGCCAGGGUACCUCCAAAGACGCUCUUAGCGCCUUUAAACAUCUUUGGUACAGUGAACGUAUUAUAAAAAUGUGGUUAAUAGGUACGACAAAAUGUGAUUUUGGAGAUCAUCAACACAUUUGCUCCAACAAAUUUGAGUGUAGUAGAGUUCAAGCAAGCGACGGCGACUAAUUUCAACAACUACUGCUACUAAUUUACGUAAGGAUUAUAUAAUGAGAAAGUGAAUAUACUGAACCUUCGUUCGUACGCAGUAUCUAAAUAAAGAUGCUUCGUCGUAAAAUUAAAUGCGUUUUAGGAUAAGUUUUAUAG